Molecule: messenger RNA, 756 nt
Organism: Haemonchus placei
Lineage: Eukaryota; Metazoa; Nematoda; Chromadorea; Rhabditida; Trichostrongylidae
Source: the annotation of a GenBank genome assembly
AUGUUGGGCCAGACCUCACUUAGUCGUCGGUUGCUCACGGCCGAGGUAGCAUUGUGCGUUCAUGCUCACUCCAGGAAUUUUCGUCGACGUCCUCCUAACCAAGGAAAACCUCCCAUACUACCUCCUUCAAAAAAGGUGCUCUAUCAUGUGGUUCAUGUCCCUUGGCAAUCUCCAGAAGACGUAAAGGAACUUCUUUGGAGGCGUCAUGUUUACAACAAUGCUGUCAUGUCUUUGAAAGAGAUCUUUCGUCAAGAAAUACAACAGGCCGAAGCUGCUGGAAAGGGAGUGGAAUCAAUGAGAGAAGAGGAAGACGCAGAGCUCAAUCGUCUUAUUGCCGAAAACGAGAGGGUCAACCGUGAAAUGGCUGAAGCUAGGGCGAGGAAGGAGGAGGAGGAGUGGAAGGAAACUCAGCGUGAAAUCUUGAAAGAAAUCGACGAAGCUCUUCAGAAGCAGCACAGUGUAGCAAAAGAGGCUACUGCAGAGGUCCGAGAUGCGAUUGCACGAAGUCGUGAUUUUGUGAAUGAGGAAAACUUAGAGGCGAAGAUCAUGGAAGCACUUGAGAAUCCGAAGGUCUACGAUUUCGCCAUCGAUCGGCAAGGAAAGAAAUAUUAUGAUCCUCCGCCGGCGAAGUACCAAGAGGGUGUGCCAACACGACAAAAAGGUCGACUCUUCGAUCGCACCCUUGGAACUCAGCAAGCGCCCGAUGCGAAGGACGAGAGUCAUUCAGAGAAGUUAGCGGAUGUUUCAAAGGUGUGA